AUGUCGAAACCAGGAGUUCCACUGGAAUCCACCUGCACCCCUCCUCCUGGAAUAGUUGCAGGAGAGUCAAAGCCGGGAGUUCCACUGGAAUCCACCUGCACCCCUCCUCCUGGAAUAAUUGCAGGAGAGUCAAAGCCGGGAGUUCCACUGGAAUCCACCUGCACCCCUCCUCCUGGAAUAAUUGCAGGAGAGUCAAAGCCGGGGGUUCCACUGGAAUCCACUUGCACUCCUCGUCCUGCAAUUCCACUCGUCCCUGCCAUUUAUGGUCGUCCAAUAAUGCCAGGAGUUCUACUUCCUGGUACUACUUUCACCAAUCCUGUUUCACCGCUGAACCCAUUCAAGGUGCCUGAUCAGCUCAUCUCUCUCAACAUCAUCAGCAUCCAUGACGCUCAAGCCAACAGAUAUGAUGUCGAUUCUCUUUUCGAUCUUGUUUAUGACAUUGUUAUUAGCAGCUCAACCAACUUCGAUGAGUAUCUUGGACUCCAGCAAGUGACCGUCAAUGUUGUGGAAGACAAGGUUCCUGAAUCUGAUCUCAAACCAAAUUAUACCCUUCUCAAACAGAUUGCUUGCCAGAUGACAUGCGACUCGUUUACCAUAUCAAAUGCACACGAGUCAGUGGUGGGAGUUCUUCAGAAGCUGAAAAGUUUCACUUGGGAUGCAAAAGCAGUGAUAGCACUCUCCGCUUUUGCUUUGGACUAUGGAGAGACACGGCACCUGACGCUGAAGAAGCAGGCGACAAGGAAGGGGAAUGCGCUUGAGCUGCAUGUGUUCAGGCAUGCAGAAGAGAACAAGCCCGCUGAGUCGGAUUCAAAUCUUACAACCAAUUUGGUUAAAAUUACAUUGGAACUCAUUAAGGGGAUCAUCACAUUGGAGAAGCACUAUAAAUCAUACUCCCCAAGUGACGUUCCCACUCUCGUCAAACCUCUUCGUGAUGUGUAUACUUAUUGGGCUGUUUUCUCCCUUUUUGCGUGUGCUAAUCAAAGGGAAUUGGACAUCAAGAAGAACGUUAUUGAGAGACUCAAUAUUGUUCUCACCCAAUUAAAUGUUUAUUUGAACCAAAUCCAGCGCGAAAUAGAGGCAUGGCAAGAUUUAAGUUGGCGUUUUGAAGCCUUCCGAAUUCCUUCGGGAAUUUGGCCACUUUUGAAGGCUCUAAUCUAUUCCAAAAAGGCUGAUCAACCUGAUAAUAUUAUUGCCAACAAUGCUACUAAAGAACAGCUUACUCUGGAGAAACUAAUAACAACAAAGAACUUGUUUUUGUUCGUUUCUGGUGUUGACAACAUUGACCAUGAGAUAAUAAAGUAUCUAAAAGUGAUUCACGAUUCAAUCACCUACAAUGAGAAAUACAAGAAAGAGGGUAAUAAGAUUGUGUGGGUGCCUGUUGUGGAAUAUUGGACCGAUGAAAUCAAGGAAAAGUUUAAGCGUUUGAAGUCUCUGAUGCCAUCAUGGUAUGUGGUGGAGCAUUUCUCACUCAUAAAAGGUUACAAACCAUUGCAAGAAAUAUGGAACUACCAAGGUAAACCUAUUGUGGUGGUGGCUGAUGCUGGUGGAAAGCUUCUGAACGAAAAUGCACUGCACCCAAUCAUUCUGUGGGGCAUGGAAGCCUUCCCAUUCGAUCCUGCUACCCUCACAAAGGUUUCCCAAAACUGGAAUUGGUUUUGGCCCGCAGCAUAUAAUAUUUAUCCUCUUAUCAAAAAUUGCGUCAUGAGCGAAGAGAAAUACGUCUUUCUCUAUGGAGGAACAAAAGAAUGGACUGAAAAGUUUCAUGGCCUUCUUGAACGUAUAAAAAAGGACCUAGAAGGAACAGAAACAGACAUUGAACACUUCAACCUUGCAACGAAUGACACAAAGCAGACCAAAUUUUGGUUUAGCAUCACCCACUCACUCCUAAGCAACACUCAAAAUGUUGAAACGACCACCCUCAAGCAAAUUCAAAUGCUUCUCGCCAUGAAAACUGAGAAGGGAUGGGCGAUCGUGAGCAAAGGCAAGAACGUAUUCUUAUUUGGGUACAAUGAAGUGAUGUUGAAAGUACUCCAAGGCUUCGAAAAGUGGCGACCCAGUAUUUUGGUGUCAGGCUUUUACUAUGGCAUCUACAACUACUAUGUCGAACUCCACGAGACCGAGAAACGCCAUUGUAUGAAGUUCCAGCUGGAUAAUAUCCACUCUCGUGUGCUGAUCCCCUUUAACUGCCCUGAUCCGACAUGCGGCCGGAUGAUGGAGAUCACUUCUCUGUCCUACAAAUGUUGCCAUGGGAUGCAUUUUGUUGAUGAUGAUGAUCUUCCAUUUGAAAAUGGUAAAGGACCAAUGCCCCUGUCAGCCAUCAAACCCCGUGCUGCGACCGACGAUAUUAUUACUCCUUGA
Molecule: messenger RNA, 2358 nt
Organism: Arachis duranensis
Lineage: Eukaryota; Viridiplantae; Streptophyta; Magnoliopsida; Fabales; Fabaceae
Product: protein SIEVE ELEMENT OCCLUSION B-like
Exons: 7
Coding region: 1-2358 (785 amino acids)
Biological process (GO): phloem development
Source: RefSeq, a predicted model, not a curated record